Messenger RNA from Lotus japonicus, 2636 nucleotides. RefSeq names its product regulator of nonsense transcripts UPF3-like. The coding region runs from base 265 to 1776 and encodes 503 amino acids. Gene Ontology annotation, molecular function: mRNA binding. Gene Ontology annotation, biological process: nuclear-transcribed mRNA catabolic process, nonsense-mediated decay; positive regulation of translation. NCBI's taxonomy places the organism in Eukaryota, Viridiplantae, Streptophyta, Magnoliopsida, Fabales, Fabaceae. The record is from RefSeq and is a predicted model, not a curated record. Gene Ontology annotation, cellular component: cytoplasm; nucleolus. The transcript is spliced from 13 exons.
AUGGUUUAUUUAUAUUUAUUUAUCACUCGCAACGCAACUACCCUUUCCUUUUCUAGUUAUGUGAAAUUAGGGCACACACUUAUUCUUUGAUUGAUCGAUCGAUCGCUUCCAAUCUUCCAUCCCAUGAGAAGAUGAAGCGAGAUUCUCCUUCAUUAUUCUGAUAUUCAUAUUACUCUCCAAUCCAAUCCAAUCUAAUCCAAUCGUCGGUAACUACUACUAUAGCAGUGUCGAAGCCUCUUCCUCUUCUCCUUCUAGGGUUUACGUAUGUUGGAUCGGACAAAGGUGGUGCUGCGGCACUUGCCGCCUACCCUUUCUCAGGCAUCCCUUGUCGCCCAAAUUGACGCCGCCUUCCUUGGCCGCUACAACUGGCUCUCUUUCUGUCCUGCCAAAUUCAGCCACAAGCAUAUAUCAUAUUCUAGAGCCUACAUUGACUUCAACACCCCAGAGGACGUUAUUGACUUUGCUUACUUCUUCAAUGGACAUGUCUUUCUUAACGAAAAGGGAACUCAGUUCAAACUGAUUGUUGAAUAUGCUCCUUCACAGCGUGUUCCCAGACACUGCUCUAAAAAGGAUGCCCGUGAUGGAACCAUAUAUAAAGAUUCUGAGUAUCUGGAGUUUCUUGAACUAAUUGCCAAGCCUGUUGAGAAUCUUCCUAGUGCCGAGAUACAAUUGGACAAAAGGGAAGCAGAACGAUCUGGUGCUGCAAAAGAUAUUCCUAUAGUUACACCACUGAUGGACUUUGUGCGCCAAAAAAGAGCUGCUAAGGGACAUCAGAGACCAUUCUGUAAUGGAAAAGUGAGUAGAAGAGCUGGCACAUCGGUAAAUGGGAGUCCUAGGUCCGCCUCAUCAAGACGAGGUUCUGGAAAGAAAAGGGUUUCCACCACAAUGUAUGUUGCAAGAGACCCAGGAAAAAGUUCUACAGUUUUAGACAAGCCCACUUAUAUUUUGGUUUCGAGGCAAGGUGAUCAGCAGCUUUCAAAUAAAACUUCGAAUAUGGCUUUGUUAGAUGGAAAUCAAACUUCUGAUGAGAAUGGAGUUGCUGGAAAUAAUGAUAAUGGGAAGAAGAAAGUACUGCUUCUUAAAGGGAAAGAAAGAGAAAUAAUCAAUGUAUCUGAUUUAGAAAGUAUAUCACGGCAUCAAACGAUGAUUGGUUCAACAACUCCGAAACAGAAUCAUCGGCAUGAAGGCAGUGGAAGGAUUAUAAGAAGCAUACUCUCAAAUAAGGAUUUGCAUCAAAGUCAGUCUUCCAGGAUCUCUUCUGAGCAGCAAAUUCAAACAUCUCAUCUAGAGAAAGAAAAACAACCCCGUCGCCCCUUUCCUGUGCAGAUUUUGAAGGGCACCAAUGGGACACCAGAGAAUAGGAUUGGUGUACAUGAUUUGCAUGUUUCAAGUGAGAGGCAGGAGAGACGUGUUAGACAUAAGGAUAGACCUGAUCGUGUUGUUUGGACAAAUCGUUCCAAUGGAGGUGAUGAUUCUUUGUCAUCCUCUGCCUCCUCACAAGUAGAUCCCUUGGAAGGAGGUCAAACAGAGUUAAAAUACAACACACCAAGUGCAAGAAGUGGGGAGGUGAAAUCUCUUGGAAGUGUUCGUACCAGUCAUUCAUCAGAAAAUGGUGUCAAUAAACAUUUUGGUCGUCGUGGACCAACGUAUGGGGUGAAGGAUGUUGAUGGAUAUUCAAUUUCAAGUGAAGGGAAGCAUCCUAGAAAAUCUAUUACCUCUGCUUAUGGUUCCAUUGAGAAACAAGUUUGGGUUCAAAAAGCAAGUUCUGGGACUUAGAAUAUUUAGAUUGUGGUAAGCUUUGCUGACUUACAAGUUACAAUUUUGGAGCAUGCAUUUGCUAGCUGCUGGAUUCUGUCUAAUUUUGGCUGACAGAUUCUUUUGAGUAAACGAGCAUGUGUGGUAAAAAAAAAUUCUUUUAGAAUACAAGUGAGGAAAGUACUGUGAUGCAUUUGAUUUGGCUUAAAUUAUUCAGACAUAACUUCAUUGAAGAUAGCUCCUGCUGGUAAAGUGAGAAAUGAAAACCCUGGUCUGGAGACGUGUGGUACAAGUUGAUGCCUGUUUGAAGAAUUAUGGAUAGCUAUGCAUAUAGUGGCAAGUUGACACAGUUAUCUUCAGUAGCUUUAGUGUAAAUAUAUAUAUCCAGGGUAUCGUGCAUCUAUUUCCUUGGUUCCUAUAUAUAAAACUCUCUAUUUGGUAAGGGGUAUUGGGCAGCUGAUUCUCUCUAUAUAAUGCAUACAUACAAUCCCUUGUUAUUGUCUGCCAAAUACAUGCGGGCGCUUACUUAUUAUCCUGGAUAAUUUUUGGAUUAGCUUUGCUCAACUACGAAGGAACACUUGAUGGAUGACAUUGCAGGCUUGGGUAUACAGUCUUUAGUUAGCGGAGUUUCAUGUAGAGCUCUGAUACCAAUAUGCCAUCGAUGGUGUGUUAAUAAGGAUUAAGAAGAGUCUUGUGGGAGUUAUUACUGUGUGGAUAUUGAUUGUUAAAAAAAAUCAUUGUACAGUAUGGUGUUGCCUAUGUCAGUCUUAUCAGAACAUAGCUGUUACAUUGCUGGGUCUUGAUUAUGUUGUUAAUUUUAUGAAUCACCAAUCUCCCAGCACAAGUGUUGAAUUAUAAAUCCUUGUUAAGAUUAUCAGACA